AAGAGAAAGAAUGGAGAAAAAUUAGAUAGAAUGGAAUAGAGUUUUGACGUCCGCAAGGACACAAACACUUCCUUUCUCUCUCAUCGCCUCUCUAACACAUUCUCUCCCUUUCUCUCUCUACAACACAACACAACACAGAAACAAAAAAAACACAGUGAGUGACUCUCCCACAUAUCAUUACUACUCAUAAUAUAGCUUUGCUCAAUAUUUAUUAAAAACCCACCAAAUUCAAAGAACCCAUAACUUUAGAUUUUGUUAAAAUUACUGCGACAGAGAGCUAACCAAAACCCUAAACUUUGUUUGAGAGAGACAACAAACAGACCCUUUUCGACUUCAUUUUAUUAAUUAACUACUUCUUCUUCUUCUUCUUCUAUUUUUCUUUUUAAAUAGACUUUUCUUUUCUUUUUUCUUUUUUAUUUUAUGAUUAGGGAAUUUUGGGAUUCUGAUUAUACAAAAAUUCAUUUUAUUGUUCACUGUUGUCCCUCUCACUACACUUAAUUUCUACUGCGGCGAGCAAUAGAAGAGUGGUGGGUGGUGGUCUUGCGAGGAUAGCAUGACUGUAGAAUGUACAGACUCAGAGAAUGUCCCUUUGCUUUUCUUUUCUUUCAUCUGCAACUCCUACAACGUCUGCUCAGGCACGAAUCCUACUCAUUUUUAUUGUUGCAUAAUAAGGACUUUGAAGUCUACAUAUGUGGAGUUGAAAUGCUGAGUAGGUUCAGCUGCAAGUUUGCUUGAUUUUGAUUGGUUAUGUAGUUUUAGGCUUAUUCAAAUUUGUAGUGUUUUAAGUUAGUUGUAAUACUUCGAAGAGGGUAGAUUGUGAUUCUUGAUACAAUGGUGCCCUCGGGGCAGCCUACACCGCUUGGUAGUACCCAGUCUGUUCCUCCUUCGUUGUUGAGAUCAAAUUCAGGGAUGUUAGGAGCUCAAGGGGGUCCUCUUUCUUCUCAAUCUGCAUUUCCUUCAUUAGUGUCCCCGCGUACUCAGUUUAAUAAUAUGAAUAUGCUCGGAAAUGUACACAAUGUGUCCUCCUUCCUUAAUCAGUCUUUUGGAAAUGGGGGUCCCAAUCCAGGGCUUUCUGGUCCUGCAAGCAGCCAGCGAGGAGGUAUUGAUGGUGGGGCUGAAACAGAUCCACUUUCUGGUGUUGGUAGCGGAAUGGGUUUCGGUGCUCCUUCAUCUUCGUAUAUGCAGUCAAAUAUGGUGAGUCCUGGUCCAUCGGGUCAAGUUCAGGGACAGCAAUUUUCAAACCAGUCUGGUAACCAGUUAUUGCCAGAUCAACAGCAGUCCCAACAACUUGAAUCUCAAAGUUUCCAGCAUGGAGCACAGCAUCAGCAAUCAAUGCAACAGUUCUCUUCCCCUCACAAUACUCAGCAGCAACACCAAUUUCAGACCAUUCGAGGAGGAUUAGGUGGUGUUGGACCUGUCAAGUUGGAACCUCAAGCGUCAACAGACCAGCAUGGAGCACAGCAUCAGCAAACGCACCAGCUGCAGCCAUUGAGAAAUCUCGGACCCGUCAAAUUGGAAUCGCAACAAAUUCAGACCAUGAGAAGUUUGCCACCCGUAAAAUUAGAACCUCAACAUUCAGAUCAGUCAUUAUAUCUGCAUCAGCAACAACAGCAUCAGCAGCAGCAACAACAACAACAACAACAACAGUUCCUGCACAUGUCAAGGCAGUCUUCUCAAGCUACUGCUGCUCAAAUUAGUCUCUUGCAGCAGCAAAGAAUGUACCAGUUACAACAACAACAACAACAACAGCAACUUAUGAAAACGAUGCCACAGCAACGUCCUCAAUUGCCACAGCAAUUUCAACAGCAGAAUUUGCCUCUGAGAUCUCCAGUCAAACCAGCUUACGAACCUGGGAUGUGUGCUCGUCGUCUUACACAUUACAUGUAUCAACAACAGCACAGACCCGAGGACAAUAAUAUUGAGUUCUGGAGAAAAUUUGUUGCCGAGUACUUUGCUCCUCAUGCAAAAAAGAAGUGGUGUGUUUCAAUGUAUGGAAGUGGCCGACAAACAACUGGUGUUUUUCCUCAGGAUGUAUGGCACUGUGAAAUUUGCAAUCGCAAGCCUGGCCGCGGCUUUGAGGCAACUGUUGAGGUUCUUCCCAGGCUUUUCAAAAUCAAAUAUGAAAGUGGCACAUUGGAAGAGCUUCUCUAUGUUGAUAUGCCACGCGAAUAUCAGAACUCAUCUGGUCAAAUCGUCUUAGAUUAUGCAAAAGCAAUACAGGAAAGUGUUUUUGAGCAACUUCGUGUUGUCCGUGAUGGCCAGCUGCGAAUAGUCUUUUCUCCAGACUUGAAGAUAUGCUCUUGGGAGUUUUGUGCUAGGCGGCAUGAAGAACUUAUUCCUCGACGAUUGUUAAUACCACAGGUCAGUCAGCUUGGUGCAGCAGCUCAAAAAUAUCAGGCUGCCAGUCAAAAUGCGUCAUCUAAUGUAUCUGUUCCAGAGCUGCAAAACAAUUGUAAUCUAUUUGUUGCAUCAGCUCGGCAACUGGCAAAAGCUUUGGAAGUACCAUUGGUGAAUGAUUUAGGAUAUACAAAAAGAUAUAUUAGAUGUCUGCAGAUAUCUGAAGUGGUUAAUAGCAUGAAAGACUUAAUUGAUUACAGUCGAGAAACAGGGACAGGACCAAUGGAAAGUUUGGCAAAGUUCCCUCGAAGAACAAGUGCUUCUUCCGGGUUUCAUAGUCAAUCUCAACAGCAGGAGGAACAGUUACAGCAGCAGCAGCAGCAAACAAUGCCUCAGAACUCGAACAGUGAUCAAAGCUCGAUGCAGGCUGGUGGUAUGCAAAUUGCUGGUAGCAAUGGCAUGUCUGGCGUGAAUAACUCUCUCAGUGGGGCGUCUGCAUCUACCUCUGGCAGUGCUAUUGUUGGGCUUCUCCACCAGAAUUCUAUGAACUCAAGACAACAAGGUUCAAUGAAUAAUGCAAGCAGUCCCUAUGGAGGAAAUUCUAUCCAGGUUCCGUCUCCUGGUUCGUCUAGCACAAUUCCGCAGGCACAACCUAGUCCUUCUCCGUUUCAAUCGCCGACGCCUUCCUUAUCUAAUAAUCCGACGCAAACAUCUCACAGUGCCUUAAAUGCUGGCAAUCACUCUAGGUCUACAAAUUCGCCAGCAAAUAUUCCAUUACAACAGCCAGCUCUUUCCGGUGACGCUGACCACAGUGAUUCUCAAAGCUCUGUGCAAAAGAUCAUACAUGAGAUGAUGAUGUCCAACCAACUAAAUGGCACGGGUGGUAUGGCUGGGGUCAGUUCUUUAGAGAAUGAAAUGAAAAGUAUCAACGGGAUCUUGCCGUCAAAUAACAGUGCAGUUCUCAACGGAGGCAACGGCCUGGUCGGGAAUGGUACAGUCAAUAAUUCUGGAAUUGUAGGUGGUGGAUUUGGCACCAUGGGAAGUGUACUGGGGCAAAAUUCCAUGGUCAAUGGAAUCAGAGCUGCAAUGAGUAAUAACUCGAUGAUGAAUGGACGUAGUAUGUCACCGGUGGUUCGAAAUCAAAGCAUGAAUCACCAACAGCAGGAUUUGGGAAACCAUCUACUUAGUGGGUUAGGAGCUGUGAACGGAUUUAAUAAUCUACCGUUUGAUUGGAAACCAUCCCCGUAAAAGUCUCGUCAAUGACACUCUUGAAUGUAGUUGCUGGAGCAGCACGAGUGUGGGCAGAAUUCCCUACAGAACUGUGAAGAUAAUGGAAUAGCUGCCAGGGCUAACCUCCCUCCCUCCCUCCCUCCCACUUUGUACUAAUUUCAGAGAAAAAGUGAAAACAUAAUAUAGCAUAGUGUUUCUUUUAUCAAUGAAAUGUUAAAUCCUUGUCGAGUCUCUUCUAAUUGUUUUUCCUAAUUUAUGAUUCAAUACAACUUCUCCCACUUUCAACA
This is a messenger RNA of Mercurialis annua (annual mercury), 3854 nucleotides long. Its product is annotated as transcriptional corepressor SEUSS. Gene Ontology annotation, cellular component: nucleus; transcription regulator complex. Lineage: Eukaryota; Viridiplantae; Streptophyta; Magnoliopsida; Malpighiales; Euphorbiaceae. The record is from RefSeq and is a predicted model, not a curated record. The coding region runs from base 832 to 3585 and encodes 917 amino acids. Gene Ontology annotation, biological process: positive regulation of transcription by RNA polymerase II; negative regulation of transcription by RNA polymerase II. The transcript has 10 exons.